Nematocida major is the source of this 327-nucleotide messenger RNA. RefSeq lists its product as uncharacterized. Gene Ontology annotation, biological process: rRNA processing. NCBI's taxonomy places the organism in Eukaryota, Fungi, Microsporidia. Gene Ontology annotation, cellular component: small-subunit processome. The coding region runs from base 1 to 327 and encodes 108 amino acids. The record is from RefSeq and is a predicted model, not a curated record. The transcript has a single exon.
AUGAAAAAGAGACAGACAAACUAUAGGGAAAGAGGCCAGCUAGAGGAAAGAAAAAGCCUUGGCGCGUUAGAAAAGAACCGGCACUUCCUGGAAAGAAGCCGCCACGUGCAAGAGAGAGAAGAAAAAAUACAAAAUAUAAAGAAAUUGACUGCAGAGGCAAAUCCAGACGAGUACAGGCACUUCAUGAAAACGCACAAAAGAAAAGGGAUUAAAAUCGUAAAGAGAGAAACCGCAAAGGAAAAAGGCCCUGCAAUGCCCCAGCCUGAAGAAACGCCUUUCCAGGAAGAGGCACUUUCAAGGCCCCAGAGAAUCGUAUUCACAGAGUAG